UUUCUCUCUCUCUCUCUCUCUCUCUCUCUGCAGGCUGGCUUGUGUCCAGGUACUGUUCAGCCCCUCUGUAAUGAUGAAGGUGUGGCGUGUAAGCAACUUCCCUGUUGUGUAAUCAUCAAGAGGCUCUUGGGGGCUAUAAGAUCCCCAACCUCAUCUGGUUUCUCAGAGCCUCCAGUCAGUUUUCUCCAAACACUCGCACAUACAGACUCAUACAGACUCUCACACACACACACACACACACACACACACACACACACACACACACACACACACACACACACACACACACACACACACCCACACACACACACACACACACACACACACACACACACACAAACACAGAAACAUGAUAUGGUCCGGGGUACUUAACUGUGCAGAUUUCUCUUAGAGGGGUCGAGAAGCAAUUGUCAAGACUUGGACUUUAGCCAAAAGAGGCAUUGAAAACCACUAUACUUCUCGGACUGGACGCCCAAUCACUCACAGCUGACCUCAGAAAACUAAAAGGAGGGAAGUGAAAUUGUGUGACGCAAGGGUACAUCCAGUUCCAUGAUGGGGAUCCCGAAUGACCUCUCCCUUUUCAACUCCACCUCCUCCCCAUAUUCAAUGACAGAGAUCUAUCUGAACACCUCUCUAACUUCCUCUGCUCCCCCCUGCACAGACUGGCCUCCUGUCCCCAUGACCACAGUCAUCCCGGCCAUCUACAGCAUCAUCUGCGUGCUGGGAACCAUAGCCAACGCCCUGGCAGUGUGGGUGUUGGCGCAUGCCAGUGCCUUAAGGAGAACUGUAGCAAACACUUUCAUGCUGAACCUGUGUGUGUCUGACCUGCUGUUCCUGCUGUCUCUCCCGCUGUGGGCCGUCUACUACUCCCAGGGCUACAGCUGGCCCUUUGGCCAGGUUGCCUGCAAAGUUUGCGGCGCUCUCCACAACCUCAACCUCUACGCGUCUAUCUUCUUCAUCACAUGCAUGAGCGUGGACCGUUACCUGGCCAUCGUGCGUCCACUCCGCUCCCAGAGUGCACGAUACCCUAAACGGGCCCGGCUCACGUGCAUCCUGGUGUGGGUGCUGGCAUGUGCUUGCUCGGCCCCCACUUUGUAUCUGAGGGACACUCACUUCCUGAAGGGGCUGGGCGUGAUGGCCUGCGUGAUUAACUACCCUGAUCAUACCUGGUAUCUGACCCUGGUCUGGAUGAAGAUUGCUCUGGCCUUCCUGCUGCCGAUGUUUGUCAUCUCUUGUUGUUACUGGGCUAUUGGUAGACAUUUGUUGGCGGACACAGGGCUGGUAAGAAUGCAGAAUCCGUCGCAACGCACCAACAUGACCUCCUUUAAAUCAAUGGAGCUAAAGGAAGGCUGCAGUAAACCAGAGAGACCACCGACCCCUUGUGUGUGCCCCAGCUCCAGCGGGAGCAGACCCCUGGAGCGGGUGUUGUGGACAGUAGCUGCUGUGGUCGUGUCCUUCUUCGUCUGCUGGUUCCCCUUUCACUGCGUGACUUUCUUGGACGUGCUGAGGAGCGACAGCUGGCUGGACAGCUGCAGGAUGAACUGGACCAUCCACACCCUCACCCCUCUGACCCUUUGCUUGGGCUUCUCCAACUCAGCCAUCAACCCUGUGCUCUACUGUUUCGUCGGAAACCAUUUUCGUGGCCGUCUCGGGGGGCUCUGCAAGGGCCUGUGUGCUUGUCUGGAGACCCGUGGGGGAGAUCACAGCCAGAACAGGGGCUCCUUCAGCACCAGGCUGAGCUCCUUCUCUCGAAAACUCAGUGACCUGAAGGACCUGGCGAUUGUGGAGCCCUCUGGUCCUGCCUAACCGGCCCUGCAGAGGGGAGGCUUUUCAAGAGUGAUGCCAACGUCAAGUACCUGCUGAACUCCAAUAACCAUGGAUGUGUGUGAGACAGAGCUGUUACUAAAACUGACUAGGUCUAUUUCCAGCAGAGCUCAAUGCUGCCCUACAAAGAAAAAGUAACAAAAGAAAACAUGAAGCUGAGAAAAAAAAGGUUUUAAAGUUUUGAGGCUGGAUAGCCAAACUGUGUAACAAACAACUUUAUACAUUUCAUGUCUUUAAUGCUGCAGCAGGCAGCUAAUUACAGCGAAAAAGCUCCAAGAAUCCACUGUACACCACGGCAGACGGACAUAGCGACUAGCUGGUGAUCAUAGUGGAGCAUUUAGCAGCUAAAGAGCCAGAUAUUUCCCUCAGGACUUGUAGGAGAGCAAACACAGAGCUGGGGGAAGAUUGGACACGCAUUCAUCAGGUAGCCAGAAACAUGACUCCAUAUGCAAUAGAAUGUUGCUCCAUAACUUCGAAUAGGGAACAUAUUUUAACUAAUAAAUAUCACUAUGCAACUUCCCCAGUUGAUUACUUACAUUAAGACAAUCAUGUUUGGUAUUACACAUUUUGUGAAAUUGCAUGUUUAAAUAUGUGAAUGAUGCAUUAUGCUAAUAAAUAUGUGCUAAUUUGCAUACAUUUCCAAACAGAAACAUUGGAUAAAGCCAGGUUAAUAUUCUUUUCAUUUGGUUGACAUAGGCCUAUUAGAGUCAAAUGUUUCUUUGUGAAUUUAGGAGGAAUCUAUUGGCACGGGUAGAAAAAGGGUAACGUUAGUCACCUUAAUGUGUAUUUUGAACUUGAAUGUUUCCCACUUGUCUAAAAGAAGACAUGUUUAUCGAAGCAAAUUAGCCCCCCAAAAAU
Messenger RNA from Sander lucioperca (pikeperch), 2682 nucleotides. It is a transcript of the gene agtr2, whose product is annotated as angiotensin II receptor, type 2. Gene Ontology annotation, biological process: immune response; G protein-coupled receptor signaling pathway. Gene Ontology annotation, cellular component: membrane. Gene Ontology annotation, molecular function: G protein-coupled receptor activity. The transcript is spliced from 2 exons. The coding region runs from base 550 to 1806 and encodes 418 amino acids. The record is from RefSeq and is a predicted model, not a curated record. NCBI's taxonomy places the organism in Eukaryota, Metazoa, Chordata, Actinopteri, Perciformes, Percidae.